CUUGCUCUGUGGGGUCCUGAUGCCUGUGACAUCGCCAGCCGCCCACAGCCCCCUGUGACCUCAUCACCUGGACAACUCAGCCCUGCAGGGCCGUGGCCACUCCUUCAACCAGCACAAGUGGCCGAGGGCCUAGAUGACCACCAAGCCCUCGGGAGAGGCCAGAGUCACCAGCAUCCCCACACACGGUGACGUGGCCGACAGAUCUACGGACAGCCCAACAGAAGGGUCCCAAAGCCAGGUUCCCCUCCUUGCAAGUGUCCCGGCGCCUCACAGUGCUGUUGGGUCAGCCGAACAGCAGGAUGUAGAUCAGGCCUCCACCGAGCCAGCCACCUCCGAGGCCACGUCAGCAUCUGGGGACACAGACACACAUGAAGCUACAGCAGAGCAUGACCAGGAGCCCAAGGAGACCACGGCCCUGCUUGCCCGCCCGGCCCCGGAUGCCCUGCAAAUAUCCGUGAGCCCCCAGAAGCCAGUAUGGGGCGGGCUGGUGCAAGAUUCGAGGAUGACUCCGAGUUCCGGGACUCUCCAGCGUGACUCCCUGGGGAAGGAAGAGACACCACAAACGGCAGGUGUCCCAGACAGGGAGCAGGAAUUAUCUCCAACGACCCCAAGUGCUGAGGUGCUGUUCCCCCGAAUCGUGGAGGCUCAGCCCUCUGCGAGCACUGCAGACGCCUUUGGCCAGCUUGACACUCGGGCCGCUGGCACCGCUGAAGCUGUGGAGGAGACACCUGAGGCUCCGGAGGCCUUGGACGCUGGCACUGAAGCUUGGCCAUCAGCCGAGUCCCAGGCAGUGACUGAGGGGGACUUGGUGGCCCGCUCAGGAGACCGGCAGCCUGGGCCGUCCCCUCCCUCCCCAGGAGGCAGUGCCCCGCCCUCGCCUGGCCCCCACGCGGUGGCCCGGGGGAGGAGGCCCCCGGACUCCAGCCUGUACACGGCCAGCGAGGAGAACAGCUACCUGCGCUCCAUGACCAGCUUGCUGGGCGGGGGCGAGGGGUCCAUCAGCUCCCUGGCAGACAUCCUGGUGUGGUCUGAGACCACCAUGGGCCUGGCCACAGGCUUCCUGGCCUCCGGCCACAGCUCCGUGACAGACCUGCUGCGUAGCACGGGGCCCAGCCUGCGCUCCGUCUCCAGCAUCCUGAGGAAUGCCAGCUCGGCCUUCUCCUCCGGACUGGCGGCGGGGACAGAGGCGGCCCUGCGCUCCGUUACCCGCACGCUGGAGACGGUGGAGCGGAGGACCGUAGAGGGCAUCCACUCGGCCGUGUGCUACCUGACCAGCCACCUCACCCCACACCGGGCCCAGGCCCACCCUAACAGCAACUAG
Messenger RNA from Diceros bicornis minor, 1321 nucleotides. RefSeq names its product testis expressed 44 (gene TEX44). The transcript has a single exon. Bases 134 to 1321 code for a protein of 395 amino acids. The record is from RefSeq and is a predicted model, not a curated record. NCBI's taxonomy places the organism in Eukaryota, Metazoa, Chordata, Mammalia, Perissodactyla, Rhinocerotidae.